GACUUUCACAUAGUUUGCCAUAAAGUGUUUGGUAGGCCUAACGGAGACAUGAGUUUUGGCUUCAAACUUGUGUUUGUCUUUUCAAUAGUUUUUAUGGUUUCCGCCAAAGACGAGAUCGUAAGCAAUGAAGAGAUAGAAAUGGUUGAGAAGAAGUUAUGCGAUAAAACUGUAUCUAAAGAAUCAAAGGAUAAGCUAAUAGAUUGCAUGGAGGAGCACUUGCCGUUUUUGGUUUUAGAGGCAAUGGAUUCGUGUAUCUAUGAGGCGCUACCGAACGCACUGACCAGAGAUGAGAUACAGAGAUCUCUUUGCAAGAGUGAGAAGACUAGAGGUCUGGUCCACAGUUGUGUUCAACGAAAGCAUAAGGAAUUUGGAGAUAUUAUACAAAAAGAUGAAAUCAUCGACAAGUUUAAAGCGUUUAAGAUUUGUGUGAAUUCUGUGUGAGAUAAGAAUGAGUGAC
Messenger RNA from Oppiella nova, 457 nucleotides. NCBI's taxonomy places the organism in Eukaryota, Metazoa, Arthropoda, Arachnida, Sarcoptiformes, Oppiidae. The record is from the annotation of a GenBank genome assembly.